Molecule: messenger RNA, 2168 nt
Organism: Cimex lectularius (bed bug)
Lineage: Eukaryota; Metazoa; Arthropoda; Insecta; Hemiptera; Cimicidae
Product: heterogeneous nuclear ribonucleoprotein A1, A2/B1 homolog
Exons: 8
Coding region: 119-1219 (366 amino acids)
Molecular function (GO): RNA binding
Source: RefSeq, a predicted model, not a curated record
CGUCAUAGUCAUCAGACGCCAUAUUCCUGGCUAGCCGUUCACUUUUCUUACCAACCUCUCGCGUUGCGUAUUUCUUUCCGCCCGAUAGUUUUAGUAAAACUCAGUCAACCUGGAGGACAUGGUGAAAAAUGAAUUCGAGGUCUCGAAAGAGCCGGAACAUUUUAGAAAGAUUUUCAUAGGAGGCCUCGAUUAUCGGACGACGGACGAGUCUCUCCAGAAGCAUUUCGAGCAAUGGGGAACCAUCGUGGACGUCGUCGUCAUGAAAGACCCCAAGACGAAAAGGUCAAGAGGAUUUGGUUUUAUCACCUAUUCUCAUGGGCACAUGGUUGAUGAUGCUCAGAACAACAGGCCUCAUAAAAUUGAUGGAAGAACUGUUGAAACUAAACGAGCUGUUCCAAGAAACGUAAGUGUUUCAGUUGCUCCAAAUAAAGACAUUGGCAGGCCGGAAGCUGGAGCAACUGUGAAGAAAAUUUUUAUCGGAGGAUUGAAAGAUGAAAUUAACGAAGAUGAUUUGAAGCAUUAUUUUGGAGAUUUUGGCCAAGUCUCCAAUGUUGCCAUCAUUGUGGAUCGUGACACUGGAAAGAAAAGGGGUUUCGGCUUUGUAGAAUUCGAUGAUUAUGAUGCAGUAGACAAAAUUUGCUUACAAGGCUCGCACAUAAUCAACGGAAAGAGGAUUGAUGUGAAAAAGGCAAUUGGGAAAGACUCAGGAAAAGGAGAUCGUGGAGACAGGGGUUCCGAAAGGACAAGCAGAGGACCCAGAGGCUCUGGUGGUAGCUGGGGAGGUUCUCGUGGCAGUGACCGCAGUGGUAACUGGGGUAAUGGAAACCAACCAUGGGGUGGUUCUGGCGGUCCAUGGGAAAACUCCAACCAAGGUGGAUGGAGUGGAGGCAGCGGUGGUAAUCAAGGCGCCUGGGAUAGUAACGGUAGUGGGAACUUUGGUGGAGGCUACCAACAAAAUUACAGCGGUGGUCCAGUCAGAACGACUGGAUUCAACAGGCCCGCUCCUUACUCCGUGAAUAAAUUAGGUGGCGGAGGUGGUGGACAAGGAGGAGGAGACUGGGAUAACAAUGGCUACCAAAGCAGUGGCGGUGGUAGUGGAUACAGCAGCAGACCAAACCGAAACACAGGCUCUAGUUAUGGCGGUGGCCGGUCUGGAGGAUAUUCUGGUGGUGGCGGCGGCGGCGGCGGUGGAUAUGGAGGAGGCCAAAGAAGGUACUAAGUACUAAGGAAGAACUAAUGACUUCCGAAUUUGAUGUGGCUAGGAUGAGUUAGUGAUGAUGGCAGGCGUAUUGACUAGACAGGAAGGCUAAAACCCAGAAGGUGUUCAAGUUAGGACCAGGAUAGGAAAGUCACACAAAUUAGGAUAGUUAUUACUCUGCUUACAACAAUAUAUAUACAUAUUAUAUAUAAUUCAUAUUGGUUUGUAUAGUAAAAAAAAUUAUUUUGUGACAAGAGGGCUUGCAUUUUUAUUUAUUUUCUUACUGUGCUGUUUUUAUUUAUAUAUACAUAUAUAUACUUUAAAAUAUAUUGAAUUUUGAAAUAAUAAAUAAUCAGAACAUUAAGAUUUAUUUAAUCUUAAGUUUGUCAAGUGUAGGAUUAAAUGUUUUUAACUAAUUCAAUUUAAAUUUUAAAUUAUGAUUUAAUGGACACACAUUGUAGGGAAACGCUUUUUAGACAUUUAGAGAUUUUUGUAGCACGUGAUUUUAUAAUAAUAUGGAUAAUAACAAUGUUUUUUGUACUUGUUUCAUUUGAUAAUUAAUUAAAUGUAAUUUAGACAUUCUAUUAGGUAUUAUUAUUCUUCUCCAUUUCAUUAGAUUUAAAUCCUGUCUUAGUUUUCACAUGUUCUUUUAAAAGGAGAGAGAGGGAUUGCUAAAAUUUGCAAAAUACUCAGCUCGAUUAUUAUCUCCACUAAUUUUUGUUAUUUAACGAACAGCAAGAGUGCCUCUCAGAUUUUCUCCUGUUUCAUGUAAAUAUAAUAACUGAAAAUAUUCGAUCCAUCUUUUAACACAAAUAAACAGACAGAUUUUCUUCAAUGUUUUGGAUUAACAUUGUCUAUUUUGUGUUUUGUUUCAUUACACAUCUCCAAAACAACUGAUUCUGGGGAAACCUGCCAAAUACAAAUGGAGGUAAGAUUUCUACGAAUAAACUGAAAUUUUUAAAAAACUUUA